This is a messenger RNA of Thecamonas trahens ATCC 50062, 1638 nucleotides long. RefSeq lists its product as uncharacterized. NCBI's taxonomy places the organism in Eukaryota, Apusomonadida, Apusomonadidae. The transcript has 2 exons. The record is from RefSeq and is a predicted model, not a curated record. Bases 1 to 1638 code for a protein of 545 amino acids.
AUGGCUGUCCGCUGGAGUCGUGGGCGCCGAGUCGCCGCCUCGCCUCCGGCAGAGUACUGCUUCAUCGACUGUGCCGUCGAGUGGCACGCCGCCCUUGCCAUGGCCGCCUCGCUCUACGCAAAGCCGGACGGAUCGGCCUUUGAUGCCAAGGUCUACCGCAUGGAGCUGGUGGAGAUGCCGACCCCGCGCCGCAAGGGCAAGGGCCGCCAGUCGGCUCACCCGCCUGCUCCAUCCAAGCCUGUCGUCCUUGCCACCGCAGAACUCGAUCUGGCAGAAUACGCCUCGGUGGUCCUCACUGAGCCUCAUACCUCUCCGCAGCCCGUCCGCCGCUCGCUGACUCUCAAGCCCAAGUCCGCCAACAUCGCGUCGGCCGUUCUCGAGUUUACCGUCGCCGCCGCACGCGCCUCGUCGCCGCCCGAGUCGGCCGAUACCAACGUCGAGGACAGGGAGGUGGUGGCGGCGCAGGCGUCGCUGCCAACGCCAAUGCCGACGCCGGCUGUUGAUGCCGCACUUGCUGCUCAGGCCGACGCUGACGAGACGAGCAGUGCCGAUGCGGGCAGCUGUGGGUCUUCAUCGGCGUCGUCGUCGUCGUCAUCAUCGUAUGAGGAGUCGUACGAGAGCUCUUCAAGCUCGGGUCUGGCUCCCUCCCCGCCACCAGUGCCGUCGACGGUGUCGCUGAUUGACGUACAGGCUGACCGGCGCGCCAAAUAUCCGACGCUCGCGCGCAACGCGCUGGACGAGGUCGAGCUGGCGUCCAUGGCGCCCGAGACGGGCAACUCAGGACUGGCAGUUGGCCUGGCCGCAGAGCUGGCCACGCCGUCGCGGUCACAAGCCUCGGUCCUCGAGUCGGUGCUCAAGGUCCAGCUCGGCGAGUCGUGGACGGCACGACGAGAGCUAGAGAGCGAGGUCGAGGCGCUGACGGCCGAGCUCACCGAAAAGAACGCUGCCCUUACCCAGCUGCGGGCGCAGCUGAUGCGGGUACAGCGUCAGGUGCGGAGCGCCAAGGCGCUUCAGGCUGUAGAGGCCGAGCACGAGGCCGAGGCUCUGGCACCGAUGCGGAGCGCGCUCGACGGUGCCAACACGCGGGUGGCAAAGCUGACGACCGAGCUGAGCUCGGCACGCGCCCGCAUUGCAGUGCUGGAAAGCAAGCGCGAAGGCGGGCCGAGCGGGCCGGGCGGCAAGGAUCGCUCCAGCCGUAGGCUCCGAGCCAAACUCCGCGAGCGGAUGCUUGAGACUGCCCGACUCGAGGCCGAGGUGGGCGUCCGCGAUGAGCGGAUCGCGCAGCUCGAGGCUGCACUGCAGAGCCGAGCAGCAGAGCCUGUCCCAACGCCCGCGCCCGCCGCAGCGCUCGCCGUGGCGCCUAUUCCCGAAACUGACGAGCUGGCGCGGCUGCGGGCAGAGAAUGAGGCCCUACGCAAGGUUGUCCCCAUGUACACGCCGUCUGUAGGGAGCGUGGAUUUGCCACGCGAGAUGGUCGACGGAGAGACAGAGGCCGAAGUGAGACUGCAUGCACUCGAGACGCUGCUGCAGGCGUCGGUCGACGAGCAGGCGGCGGCGGUGGCCGAGGCCAACGAGGUCCGUGCCAACUGGGUUGCACUCAAGAUUCAGUGCGCAGAAGCCGACUGCGGGCGGCGCUAA